Bicyclus anynana (squinting bush brown) is the source of this 4460-nucleotide messenger RNA. It is a transcript of the gene TfAP-2, whose product is annotated as transcription factor AP-2-epsilon. Gene Ontology annotation, molecular function: DNA-binding transcription factor activity, RNA polymerase II-specific; RNA polymerase II transcription regulatory region sequence-specific DNA binding. Gene Ontology annotation, biological process: regulation of transcription by RNA polymerase II; regulation of cell population proliferation; anatomical structure development. The transcript has 8 exons. Bases 71 to 1105 code for a protein of 344 amino acids. The record is from RefSeq and is a predicted model, not a curated record. NCBI's taxonomy places the organism in Eukaryota, Metazoa, Arthropoda, Insecta, Lepidoptera, Nymphalidae. Gene Ontology annotation, cellular component: nucleus.
GACAUACACUCGCACCAUGUGAGCUCUACCACUAGCCCCCUGUGUGUGUACAUCACACUAUCUACAUGGCAUGCAGUACAGCGGCGCGCCGGAGUACGCGCAGCACUACGCGCCGCAACAGCUGCUGCCGCGCCACCACGGCCACCACGAGCCGCACGCGCACCUGCGCCACCACCGCGACCACCACGACAUACACUCGCACCAUUUGUCUCACGGAGGCUUCAGCUAUGGUGCGGGCGGCGAGCGACGCGCGGACUAUGGCGCGCGCGAGCAGCACGAACUGGCGCUGCACCACGCGUUGCACUCCGCCGAUGACACGCAGAAUGCAGGCAUGGACGACACGACUGGCUUUAUGACAGAUCUUCCAUUAUUAAAAACAAUGAAAGGUCGCGACGGGCUAGGCGGCACCGGGACGUGCGCACCUAACGACGUGUUCUGCUCCGUCCCGGGGAGACUCUCCCUGCUGUCCUCCACCAGCAAGUACAAGGUGACGGUGGCAGAGGUGCAGAGGCGGUUGUCGCCGCCGGAGUGUCUCAACGCGUCGUUAUUAGGAGGCGUGUUAAGAAGAGCUAAAAGCAAAAAUGGUGGUCGUCUACUGCGGGAGAAGUUAGAAAAAAUCGGACUCAACCUGCCCGCGGGGAGACGGAAAGCAGCCAACGUUACCUUACUUACCUCGCUAGUGGAAGCGGAAGCAGUGCACUUAGCGCGAGACUUCGGCUACGUGUGUGAGACGGAGUUCCCCGCGCGCGCGCUGGCGGAGUACCUCGCGCGACAGUACGCCGAGCACGACGCCAGGCGGCGGCGGGACCUGCUGCAGGCCACUAAGCAGGUGGUGAAGGAGGUGAUGGACUUGCUGAACCAGGACCGCUCGCCGCUGUGCAACACGCGGCCGCCGCACCUGCUGGAGCCGGCCAUCCAGCGUCACCUCACGCACUUCUCGCUCAUCUCGCACGGCUUCGGCGGACCCGCCAUCGUCGCCGCGCUCACCGCCAUACAGAAUUUCCUCAACGAGUCACUGAAGCAUUUAGACAAAUUGUAUCCGCAAAGUGGUAUGGUGUCGUCGUCAAUGGACAAAACAAAAAUGGACCCCGACAUCAAGAAGUAACAAAUGCACUACCUCGGCGUUGGCCGCCAUGGAGCAGCGACGCGAACUUUAUGAGAAAUGUUAUUAAAUUAUACUUUCAAAGACUUCUGUAUAUACUGCUAGACGGCCAAUUUUAACUUUUUUAUAAACUGCCAUAACUGGCUGUGGUUUCUAGAACUUGAGUCUCGUAGAACUCAACAGAUAAAGCCUUGAGAACAAGAAAUCUUGAGAUAUUUUCUGUAAGCUUCGGGUUUGGGAUAAUUUGACGACAAUAAUACACAUACAGAACAAUUUUGUGCACGUCUAGUGGUGUGUACAGAAGACUUUGCAUAACUUGCAUUUUUUAUGAUGGCACUAUUUUCUAGAUUGUAUGACAUAGCGUUGGUUUUAUAUUCAUGUAAAACCUUGAGUUUCUUAGAAAACUUUAUCUAUAUGAGAAUGUUGACCAGAUUUUUUUUAAUGAAACCAAACGUAUGAUUAGCACAUGUUCAUAUUUUGAUUGUAAUUUGGAGAUCUUGAAUUAAUAAGGAAAACUACACGCGUAUUUUCCGCGUUGGAUGGGCAGCCAAAGUUUAUACUCGUAACUGCGUUAGAAAUCAUAAUAUCUGUACUACCAAACAGCAAUAAAAAUAGCUACAUAGAAAUUACAGAUAACAAACAUUAAUAAAUUAAGGAGUCAUCUCAGACUCUGGCUAUAAAAUUAAAUAGUUGUUCGUUUUAUAGCCAGAGUUGGACUGAACAUAAACAAAGCAGUAUCGACUGUAAUCAAGUCAUCCGCUUACAAAAAUGGACAUCCAAAUGUAAAUUUGAUUCAUAGGUAUUAUUUUGUAGUUAAACAAAACUCAUUAAAAUAAAGUGCAAUUAUGAAAUACUCAAGAUUGUGAGAAUUUUGUAAAUAUAGGACUAUAAAUAGGUUAUUAUUUAAGCAAACUGCAGUGUGUGGUCGUUGUUCGAUUUGUAUUUAAUCAAAAUAAUAUUAGUUUUGUUUACGUUCCGACAGUGUUUUGUUUCUUACAAAAAAAACGAAAUAAUUAAAAUAUUAUUAAGCUUCUGACACAGGAAAUACUUCUAACAAAUUAUCAUAAUAAUAGAGACUAAUAAUAAAUACGAGAAGAUAUUUUAUUAUAAUAAAAACCAUUAUUACUUUAACGUGUUUUGUGUUUGAUUAUUAUACAUCAUUAGGCGCGGAAAUUAAUGAAAAAUACAGUAAACAAACACAAAAGUUUUCUGUUAUUUAACAUUAGUAGAAUUUUGUUAUAUUCAUAGUAGAUACAUACUCGUAAUUAAAUUAAUAGUAACACUUUAUAUAUGUUUUGUGAAUUUGGUAUUUUUUCAUAAUAUAACAAUGAGUUUUUUCGUCACAAUGAGUUGAUUGAAUUACAAAUAUACCAGAGUGAAAUAUAUAAAGUGAAGAGGAAAAAUCAUAAGAGUCUCUUUUGUGUCAGAGGAUUAAUUAAGUAACUGGAUAGAAUUUGUUCACCACCGCCAUAAGGGACAUAUCAAAUUUGUUAAAAUUUGUACAUAGUUAAUAUAGAAAUUAAAUACUAGCCUUCUCACUUGUUCAUACGUAACAUAUUUUUAACACGCAAACCUCUUUAGUUCGUAAUAAUAUAAUUAGGAAUAGUUUUGCUAGUGAUUCAUUGUGAAAGUGUGCCAAUUAGUUAUAAAAUUCCAUUGCAUUUGUAUGUGACCGAGACUGGUAACUUGAGCAAAUGUAUUUUUAUAGAAGUAAUUAUGAAAAUAAUGUUUAUUUAUGAAUUAUGAAUGACUUAUUUCAAUAUCCCGAGCGAUAUAGUUUCAGACGUAUAUUGGACGCCAAUGCUCAGAACCACUUGUGUGUGUAGGUACCCUAAAUGCUAAUUUGUACAUCUUGCAAACGUAGAUUAUUUCGAAAAUAUCUUUUCAUCAUUUAUAAUGUUAUACAGACCUAUAAAAAUGGUAUCUUUAUGAAUAACUUGAAUUAGUAUAAAAACUAAAACAAAUUACAGACGUAAAAUAGACCUUCUAUAUUUUUUUUGCUUAUGAUAAAGUAUUUUACUGAGUAUUUUACUUGAUACAACCUUUUUUUGGACUUAUAAACAAGAUUUAUAUUUUCACAAAAGCUGAUGAAGCCUUUGAAGCUCGAGAAUCGAUAUCAUAAUAAAUGUUUAUUUAAAUAAAUGUCAUUUAAUUAAAUAAUUCGAUCCAAUUCAUUUCAUCCAAGGGUGCGAUUCGGCUACUUGGCACUCGUCGACGAAAUUGUGACACGUCUUCGAAUUUGAACAUUAUGUUUAUUUAAGAUGCCAAAAAUAAAAUGCUUCCAACCACGCAGUUGCCAUGGAAAUGAGCGAUGUCACAUCGCUGUAACUUUACAGAAUGCAGGGGCAGUUCUUCCGUUACAAUAUGUAUUUCCAAAACCAAUAACAUUGCACGAUGUACAAGUUUGUAGAUACGUCAUAAUACUAAUAUAAUAGAUACAGGAUGACUUCAGCCUGAGUUUAGUCUGUGAUAGAGAUACUACAAUUGAAAAUCCUGGCGUUUACUGUAUUUCUGUUAAAAAUUAUAUUACUAAAGACUUCUAUGUACAUUGUACAACGAGCUACGAAACGAUUAAGCCGUCUUUUUGUAUCCUUCAUUUCUUGCUUGGUUGUGUUAAGAGUAUAUAAUUAAAACAAACCAGCGUCUAAAAUGUUUAUAAACUUGACCUGAUCGAAACACUAAUUGAAUAGUUUCAGCCAAGUUUUACGGGAUCACCUACUCGUUAUUGUAUACAUAGAAGUCUUUGUAUUAAUGUACCAAUUAAAUCAGUUAGCAAUAUCAGCCACAAGGCAUGAAUAGCUUUUAUUAUGCUGAGAUAUUUUCGACCGAAAUGAUCUGUCGAAGCAAAAUCGAACAGUUAGUAAACGACCUUAGCUAACAGGGCCGGAUCUAGGCACUUGCCCAGAUCGGCAGUUUCAAGAGGGCGUUGUUUUUUUUUAUUUUAAAAUUUUGCUGAGUUGUCGUUGAGUACCUACCUAAUACUAAGGUAAUAAAAAAACGCAAUUUAAUUCAAAGGGAAUUUUAUUUUCCACUCACGAAGACCUUGUAAUUGUUUUUCCCUUGUUUUAGUUAUUUUUUCCAAGAAUUUAAAUAAACCGCUGAACUGUCUAGCUUGGUGAGCUCAUAAACCGAAGCUAUUAGCUACGAGAUAGACACUCGUAUAUGUCUGUUUAAAUAGACGAUUAAAAUUGAAAUGUCAUCGCAUAAUCGAAUUAACUAUUCCAAUGGAACCCUAUUCAUUCAUUACAUCAUUUUAUUACAUCCGAAUUAAACAAAAUAUUAAAUUAUUUUAACACAAUUUUUGUAAAUAUGUAAGUUACUGAAAUUAUUCAAAUAUAUUUAAAAAUCAGCAAACGCA